Molecule: messenger RNA, 1368 nt
Organism: Salmo salar (Atlantic salmon)
Lineage: Eukaryota; Metazoa; Chordata; Actinopteri; Salmoniformes; Salmonidae
Source: RefSeq, a predicted model, not a curated record
AACACACAUGCACGCACACACUUAGAACUUGGACUCAUUGGUCAUAUAUGGCACAACUCCGCCCAUACCGCAUGACAAACUUAUCUAAGUGUGUCAAGAUUAUAACUUUUCGGAGUUAAGAUCAGAGAGGACACAUUUGCUGAGAACCAAGAGUUGGGCUACAAGACAUUGCAGACUACCAGGAGUUGAAAUGGGUCUUCCAGCCCUCGGGCUGUUAGGGUUCUUGGGGCCAGUCGGAUGGGGGGCAGCAGUGCUGGUAGGAGUGGUUAUAUUUAUUAAGGUGGUUAAAAAGAACAGAGAGGAGAAACUUUGUAUUUCUCCAGGAACUCACAAGUGUUUUGGUGACGAGAGAACAUGGUUCAAGGAGGAAAAAUCUAAUGAAGAUUCUGGAAAAACUGGAAACGCUAGGAAGGAGAGAGAAGAACCGUGCCGUCAUGACGAACAUGAUGAUGGCAUAAUAAAAGGUUACAGCCUUGGACAUGUUCACAAAUAUAAAGAUGACAAAAAAUUUAGACCAUCUCAGCGUGAUAAGGAGAAUAAAGGCAUUACGGAGGCAGACCAUAUUCCACCUAAAGAUUCUCUGAAGAAGGCCCUAAACGAUGUACGACUGGAUCGUCUCCUACAAGUGAAUCCAAGGCUUCAUGAGAUGAUCAUGAGCCUUGAUUAUGACCCAACUGGACGGAAACUGUUAACCAUGAGGGUUCUUUACCAGGAUCACAGAGAUGCUCUGACCACUGGUAGCAGCAAAGAAUCUAAAAUAUGCAGGUGGCUUUUGACACAAACAAUUCUAAGCGGAAAAGAUGAUUGUGCAAUAAAAAUGCUGAAGCAAGCUUUUAUCAUGGGUCAUCCUAUAGCUUCCCAGAUGCUCAGAUAUGAUGCUGGAUUUGUUGACGCCGCACAACGUACAGAGGGUAAAGUUGACAUGUCUGAUGAAGGCACAAGGAGCUACUACGGACAUGGCUACAUUGACCUGGGCGAUGAAUAUCUCUACAAGGGGAUAAUCAACGAUGGUCAAGCAAAAGACCUCAAAAUAUGGGUGAAAAGAGAGAUGCACCUGGACCGGGAUACCCCAGAGUAUAAGGAGAUCCUUGAAGACAUUAAUGAUUUCUAUGACUGUUUUCAUAUGUUGUAGGCUUACUCUUACAGCAGUAUCCAAGGGGAAAUAAUCAAAAGUAUACCUUCCAUCACUUAGUGAUCAUAUUUUGGAGUAGCCUACAAUUUGAUGAAUUUCAUAUUGAUAAUGUCAUUUUAUAAUUAUGCUUUUGCAGCCUGAAUGGAGGAGGCUUUUAUAUAAAUGAUUGGUUGAUUAUGUGCAGCAGUGUGCUAGUGGAGCCAAUCUGCUUACAUUAAAUAGCCUCUUGAAGCUUA